AUGAAGAUCACCAAGAAAUUUGACCGCGCCUUCCAUUGGGCCGGCGAAAAGAUGGGCUCCGAGGCCAAGACGAGCCACUCUGACGAAUUCAAGAUGCUAGAGACCGAGAUGGCCCUGAGGAUCGACGGCGCCGAGCGCCUGCACAAGUCUACGACGGCCUACGUCAAGUGGGCCGGGAAGCGGAACGAGGUGUUUGAGGAUAAGGAGAAGGGGCUUCCGGGGAGUUAUUUGGGGAGGACGAUGGUGAGCCAUGGCGAGGACUUUGAGCAUGAUUCUGAGUACGGAAACUCUUUGAUUGCUGUUGGUCGGACAAACGAACGACUUGCUAGUAUCCAGGAACAAUACACGGCUGAGAUCACGAGCACGUGGCUCGAGUCGCUCAACCGGUCCCUCGCCAUGAUGAAAGACUACCAGGCUGCCAGGAAAAAGCUCGAAUCGCGCCGACUCGCCUACGACACAAGCAUCUCCAAAGCCCAAAGAUCCAAACGCGAAGACUUCCGCCUCGAAGAAGAAGUCCGCUCCUCCAAAGCCAAAUUCGAAGAAGCCAACGAGGACGUCCUCCGCCGCAUGCAGGACAUCAAGGAGGCCGAGACUGACAGCCUCCGCGAGUUGGGCACUUUUCUCGACGCCCAGCUAGAUUUCCACGAGCGCUGCACCGAGGAGCUGAGACGCGCGAGGGAAGAGCUGGCGAGUGCUUCGAGGAGAGGGUCGAGUGGGGGGCGGGUUACGGUGUCACCGCCUAGGAGUCGGCCGUCGUUGUUGAAUUAUUCGUAUAGCUCGUACACCAGCGAGAAUUCGGUUGGUCGAGAGCAGCAGCAUGUUUAUGAGGAAGAGUAUGAAGAGCCUGAGCAGCAUCCUGCGCAGAGAAUGGGCUCUGUACGUGUGUCGACGAGACGGCCGCCGCCAGAGGUCCCCUCGCGAGCGCAGACGUUCGGCAGGUCGAACUCCAUCGUCGGACGAUCGCCGCCCACGCCUUCGCCGAGCUUCGAACACCGCGUGUCUACGCACCAGAUGAUUCCCAUCCCGACGGGCAACAUGCGCGCGCAACUCCGCCCCGUCAGCAGGAUCAACACCGACGUCACCUCAUCCUCCUCGGGUUCCUCCUACUCGCGCGGUCAUAACAACGUCUUCACCGACGGAUACGACGACGAGACUCCCGACAGCGCCAGUCUGAGCCCCGAAUGGGGUCCGUCGGAUCGCUGCGCGAGUCCCGCUACGAGCCAUAGUAGUUGGAGCAGGAGCACGACGGGGAGUAGUUUUGGGCAGAGGAAGGCGCCGCCUCCGCCUCCGCCUUGUCGGUCGAAGAAGCCACCGCCGCCGAUUCCACCGAAGAGGGAGUUUUAUUAA
This is a messenger RNA of Scedosporium apiospermum, 1347 nucleotides long. RefSeq lists its product as uncharacterized. NCBI's taxonomy places the organism in Eukaryota, Fungi, Ascomycota, Sordariomycetes, Microascales, Microascaceae. Gene Ontology annotation, molecular function: protein binding. The record is from RefSeq and is a predicted model, not a curated record. The transcript has 3 exons. The coding region runs from base 1 to 1347 and encodes 448 amino acids. Gene Ontology annotation, cellular component: cytoplasm.